AUGGAGAAUCCUGAAGGGUUAAGUAUUUUAUAUGGUAUGUCACUGGCAACGAUUGAGAUGAAACGGGGUCAUGCAAUUUGCAUUAAAUUUAAAAAAGGGUUAGAUUCACUUUCUGGAUAUCUAUGGAAUAUUGAUCCAUCGUCAGGGACAGUGUUUGUUUUUGACACGGAUCAAAAAGAAUCUACUGUUAUGUAUGUUGUUAUGUCUGAUUCAAUAUAUAGUAUUACAUUUUUAAAUGACAAGGAACCGUUGCCUACUGAUUAUAUGGAUGCGUAUAUGAAUCUUGAGGAUGAGACUGAAUAA
Molecule: messenger RNA, 303 nt
Organism: Pneumocystis murina B123
Lineage: Eukaryota; Fungi; Ascomycota; Pneumocystomycetes; Pneumocystales; Pneumocystaceae
Exons: 3
Coding region: 1-303 (100 amino acids)
Source: RefSeq, a predicted model, not a curated record